UAAAUGGAAGAAUGAAUAUAAUACUCUACAAUGUAACUAUAAUCAUUUUGUAAAUUUACAAUUUGUAAGAGAACUGGCAAAGUUAUAAUGACAUCACUGCGCACAGCAGGGCUUUUUGCUGUUUUUCUUAAUUUAUGUUUUCGAUUCGUUGAUGGAGAGGCCUACUGUUACUAUAGGUACUACUACCAGAAUUACUAUUGUUACUACACCUACACAGUGGACAAUGGUUCACUGUCAGGAAUAAUAGGCGGGGUCAUCUCCCUCCUGAUAAUCAUUGGUGUGGUAGCCUGCAUCAUCAGAGCCAAAUACAACAGAUCAAGGGUGGUAGCGAUUAGUGGUAACACCGGAACCUCGGUCAACGUCACAAGCGUCAAUACUGUUAGUCACGCUCCUCCGCCUCCUCCUCAACAUUAUCCACAGCCAAACUAUGGAUUUGCUCCGCAACCCAACCAGCCCAUGUAUGCAGGUGGAAACCCGGCUUACCCGCCAGGACAUCAUUAUUAGCGAAUCGUGUUUGAAUCAUUUACCCGGCUUACCCGCCAGGACAUCAUUAUUAGCGAAUCGUGUUUGAAUCAUUUAUAUGUGAUGUAUUCUGUAUGAAAGAUGUCAAGAGAGGAAGUAGAUAUUUGAAAGGACAGUGAAAUAGAAAACUGUUACUUGUGAUAAUGAGUUGGUGUUCUUCAUUUACUUCAUGCUCCAGAGUAUAAUAUAUUGAUUUUCUCAAACAUUAUGCAAUUAAAGCGAUGUUUAGGAUUUU
This is a messenger RNA of Ostrea edulis (European flat oyster), 757 nucleotides long. RefSeq lists its product as uncharacterized. The transcript is spliced from 4 exons. The record is from RefSeq and is a predicted model, not a curated record. Lineage: Eukaryota; Metazoa; Mollusca; Bivalvia; Ostreida; Ostreidae. The coding region runs from base 88 to 504 and encodes 138 amino acids.